Molecule: messenger RNA, 4036 nt
Organism: Papilio xuthus (Asian swallowtail)
Lineage: Eukaryota; Metazoa; Arthropoda; Insecta; Lepidoptera; Papilionidae
Exons: 10
Coding region: 530-3199 (889 amino acids)
Source: RefSeq, a predicted model, not a curated record
GCUGACUCGGAAUUCAAGUAUUGAUUUGUUUACAAGGAGAAAUAGGGGAAGUUUUUAGAACAUCUAUCUAUAGCUAAGUCUAACAGCCUUGUCAAAACGAUCUGGAGAUAAUACUUUGAGUUAAUUGUUGGCUUUCGUGUUGGUAUUUAUCAGUGGUUCGUACCAGCUGAAAGCUUUCCCAGAAAACUUUGAGGGUCUUAAUUUAACGACCCUCUUUACGCCGGGUGUUUUAUCGAUUGCGCACUCUCCGGGUCUGAUACGCCGUUAAGUUUCUCAUCUAAGACGCGAUAAAGAUUGUAAAAUGCGUGACCGUGUGUCUAAAGGUUUAUCAAUCAGUGGAAAAAAUGUGUGUGUUUUGAUUUUUCUAUAACUUCUGGCACUAAUGUCUAGAAUAACUUGGAUUGUUUAUUCGAGAUAAUGUUUUAAUUGCGAUGGAAAGCGUUGUAAUUGUCAAUUAAAGUGUAAUUAAAAUAUCUGUAGUCAUGUAUGGGAUGUUGGAUAUUGGCCUAAGGACUGAUUAUAUGGUGGAAUGGCCAGUGGCAGGCUGCAGUCGGUCCCACAAGGGGCUGCGCAUUUAGAUACAGUGAGGUCUUUGCAUCAAACUGUUGUGUCUUUGAGGACUGCUUUAGAGAUAUCAAAGAAUGAAUUGAAAGAAUUAAAAGAAAAAUAUGAGCAACAUUCUCAUUGUCUAGAGUAUGCUGAUGUUAUAGAAAAAUUGACUGUGGAAAAUCAUAUUUUACGAAGAAAAAUUGUUGACUCAGGAUUGGAUGAUAGAGAAGCUUCGGAAAAUAUAAAACUAAAUGGUACAUAUAGUCCAACAAGUAAUGUUGAGGAAUCUUUAAAUAGUCAAGUUAUAUCUGAAAAUUUAACUCCUGAUAGCAAAAAUAAAUAUAUCACAGAAGAAGAAGCAGCUGUAGAAUUAAAUACAUAUUCACCAACAGAAAAGCUUGAAAAUAUCCAAGAGGAGAACUCUAAAUCAAGUACAACUGACGUAGAAUCUCCAAGACCUCAGUCAGAUAUAUCUGAAGAACCUAAGAGUCAGAUUACAGUAACUGAAGAUAAAGGUCAACCAAGUUAUAAAACUAAAUUGGAAUUAUUAUCAAAAUUUGAUGUCAAAAUUAAAGUUACAACAUUAAAAGAAGGUAAUAUAAUUUCUGCUACUACAUCAGAAACUGAUUCUACUGAGAAUCAAAAGAAGGAAGAUAAUUUUUCUAGAAAAGAAACACAAGGAUCAGCAAAUUUCCAAUUUAAAGAAACAAAGGAACAUUUUGAUAAUUACAUAGACUUGGAUGGGAAUGAAAUAAAUUUCAAAACAGUAUCUAAAGAAAAUAUCAAAAUGGCUGUACCUAAUGAAGCUGAAGUUAAGUCAAAGGUUGAUAAAUUUGAUGUACAAGUGAGGAUAACAUCUGAAGAGAAUUUGGUAGUUAAAGAAAGUACUGAGCGAUUUAGAAGGAAGGAUACACUUAAUUUGGAUGUUGAUGAUUUGAGUCUUAGAUCUUUGUCAGAGGGUGAUAACUCUGUGUUCUCUGAGGGUGGUACUACGCCAAUGGAACCGCGACCCCCUGACGACAGGGAGGACGCUAGUGGAAACGAGUCAGAAGAGGUUGAUGAUAUAGAACUCAUAUUCACGACAGAUGAGUCCAAAGAUAUCAGUAAUUUGCAGGAAGACUUAGUUUCGAUACGCGAAACUGAGCAUUGGGUACCAAAUUCGGCAUCUACUGUUCACUCUACUCCUGUGCUAAUCAAAUUCCACACCCUCGACCCGGACUUCCAACCUGGCGAUAGGCCAGAAAACGUUGAAAGAGAGGGCAAUCAUGAGGGAAACAUUGGAGAUUCAUUGAAACAGAAAAGAGUGUCUCUACCCAAUGAUAAAGAAAUCAAGCAUGUUGCCUUUAAUGGUAAAGGCAGUUUGGAUCUGCCUGGUCGAGGCAUACUGAAGAUUUGCGAUAAUAAGUCUGACAACAUGUUGUAUAGACGAAGCCCUAAUGCAAGUACUAGGAGAUUAGACAGUGUUGAUAGUCUGACUUGUGAAUACAAUAGGGGUUUGAGUUUUGAUAAUACUAAGUCAUCGAGUUUUGAAUUAGGAUCCAGUAUGGAUAUCCUUCAUAGAGAGGAAAGUGUGGAUAGCUUUCAUAAGACUGGACGAUUUGGACAUCGAUUUUCGAUGUUCGCGGAAACCGAUAUAUCCAAAUGUGGGAUAUCAGAAGACGAUCUUGCGAGCAAUUUUAAUAUACGCAGGAAUACGUGUCCCAAUCCAUUUCAAUACAGACCACUACCGUACCGUGGUAUAGUGCGCGGCGGCAAGCCUUUGACAUCAUCUCGUCGUCCUGUACUGCGUGAGAGCUGCGGCCCGCGGCGGGAGAGCGCGGCUCAGACAGACAUGUCCGCGCUCCCGCCCAGGUGGACAUCAGAUGGAUAUCUAGCCUAUAAGAAUUCAUCUCGCGUGGUAAGUUGUCCGACAACGGUGCCGCAGCGCGUGACGUCACGCCGCCCCGCCCCGCCCGGCACGCGUGCCCCGCCCCCCGCGCGUCGUACUGACCGCAGUGACGACGCGCGACGCGUACUUCUCAGCGACAUUGGAUUUACAUCAAUGGUGCCCGAAUUAUCGCGAUCUGCGGAACCUCUUUGGAAUCUACGUCGCACUGCACCGGACUCGCCACAGCCAAGACAUCGGGGCUCAUCGUAUCGCUCGCCGUGUCCUAGUAUAGACCGCAGUAACGAGUGGACUUCCAAAUAUACUAGUACUGUCAAAGGUGAAUAUCGUCCGUGGCGCGGCUCACUGCCGGACGUGAGGAACGACGACACGGAUGAGCUGCUGCAGGAGGCGGAGACAUUCCUGAGACGCUCCAUCGACAAUAUCACCGCCGCUGCUGACGAACCGGAGUGUAUCCACACUGGGCAGGGACAGCCGUACGUGCCGGGCGAGGCGCGUCAGCUGCGGCUGGGACACGCCGUCAAACUCAUCACGCCGCAGGGUCGCCUCGCUGUCGGCAGGGUCAGAUACGUGGGUAUAGCCGGAGGUAGUGCUGCCAAUAGUGGGGUAGUGGUCGGCGCGGAGUUCGCACAGGCCCAGUACCCCGGCCUACCACCCAACGACGGCACCUACCGCGGUCGUCGCUACUUCCUCGCCCCACCUCACUACACCGCCAUCUUCGUACCCUUCUCUAAAGUUGUCAUGGCAUGGGCUAACUCAAACUAAACGGUGAGAUAACUAGAGUGUUAUUACAUAUUGUUGUCUUUUUCACUCUCUUUAAAAAAUGAAGACAUGUGUCAAUGUAUUGUAAGUUGUUUUAGUUACCCACAAGUUAAAUAAAAAAAGGGUAAAACAUACACACGGACGGACAACAAAUUGAUCCUAUAAGGGUUCCGUUUUUUUCUUAUGAAGUACGGAACCCUAAAAACGAGGUUUUCAUUUAGAUACUGCCCCGAUUUUUUUUGUAUAAUAGUUGUAUGUAUAUUUCUGGAUACUUGGAUUUGUGAAUGUAUUUUAUGAAUCCGACUCGAAGGACCAUUUCUGUCAUUAGUCAACUUUAAACGCGCUUAAUAAUUUCACUGACAGAUUUGUUCAACAAAAUGACAAGGAAUUGAAUAUACGACGUAAAAUUAAAUUGGAAUCUUCAUAAUGUACAUUUUAUUUUUAUAAUGUUUUUUCACUUUUUUCUUGAUGGUUUUUAUUAAACGUGUUUCUAUAUACAUUGUGUAGUUGCAACUUAAUUUACAGUAUUUCCUAAUAAAUUGAGAGAAUUGAAUUAAAUACCUCUGUUAUAAUUUGUAUGGGAAUCAUAACAUGGAAGACAUAUUUUUGAGACUAGCUUUUACAAUAAAAAUUACGUCUUGUCUUUAGUUGACCAGAAACUUGAAUACACAUAAUUAAACUGUAAUAAUAUGUAAAUGAAAGAAAAAAGCUAUGAUAAAUCUAAAAAUUAAAUAUAGAUUUUAAUGUAUUUAUGUUCUUUAAAAGCUCUGAUAGCUGAAUUUUUUUUUAAUAUUAUAAAUGCGAAUGUUUGGAUGGAUGGAUGUUUGAAGGUAGCUCCGG